This is a messenger RNA of Exophiala viscosa, 1173 nucleotides long. RefSeq lists its product as uncharacterized. The record is from RefSeq and is a predicted model, not a curated record. The transcript is spliced from 2 exons. Bases 1 to 1173 code for a protein of 390 amino acids. NCBI's taxonomy places the organism in Eukaryota, Fungi, Ascomycota, Eurotiomycetes, Chaetothyriales, Herpotrichiellaceae.
AUGGCACCACCACGAGCAUAUGCCAGCUUGUAUCCAAACAGUGUUCUCGAUGUCGACUUGUGGAAGCGUUUUAUGGAAGUUGAAGACAUCACAGCUGACGUCCCACCUCCAGUAAAGAAGUCUCCGGCAAUGGCGUCCGCAGAGUCAGUCAGUCUCUCUGCCUCCGACCAGGAGCAAGCGGUCACCUACCUCAUAGAUCAAUCCAUCGAGAGCAUUCUUCAUGACAUUCUGCUCGAUAUCCAUCAAGAAGAGAAGAUCGCUCGCAUGCAAACAGCCGUUGUCGAAGUCGAACAAAACAAACCCGACGAAGCUGCCGAGGACGAGGCAGUCGAAACCGAUGCUGCUAUCUUGCAAGACGGGCAAGUACAGCUGAAAGGCAAUCCAAUGAAAACCGUCAAGCAUAUCAGGUGUCCCAACUGUCGGCUGCGACGGCUUCUGUAUCCCAGAGUUGGUUUCAAUGCUCGCCCUGUACCCGAUCCAAAUGAACAAUAUUGCAAGACCGAACCCAUGAUUAUCAUCGACAAGCAUGACGUCCACGGGCAACGCAAGAAGGGUGUCAAGGUCAAGGGACAGGCCAAAGGCAAGAACAAGAAGAAGAACGAGCCUGCCUCACCAGCAUCAGAAAACUCGGAUCCUCUCACACCUGCUUCUGGACCGAACGAGUCCUUCGAAUUCAAGGAAAUCGACUUUCCGGCGGCAAAGUGCCCGAAUCGUGAAUCUCACCUAGGGGAUCAUUGGAAGUCGGUCAAUGUCUUCGCCACGCAUUUAAACGGAAGCUGUUACCUCAAGAAAGAUCGUGCUGCCGGCAGAGAAGCAAAUGCAAAAAUUGGUGGCACACCUCGAGACAGUCGAGCCAAUUCACCCAAACCGACCACCAACGGCGUUAAAAGAAAGGCGGACGAUGACAGUCCAGGCACCACGAAGAAGAAGCAGAAGAUGAGUGACAUCAAGAAGGACAAGAAGGGUGCGUCGGGUCCGAGCAAGUUGAGAGAGACAGAAAAUGUGGAUGAUCAAGGAGACGAAAGUCCUCUGAAGGAUUCCGCUGGCGAUACUAUCCAAGUCACACCGACGAAGGCCGGGAGAGACGCCAGCAUCGAGCCGAGUCUGAAGCUCAAAUUGAAGGCGGGAGCAGAUGGAACGGCGCGGAAGAAGCCGAGCAAGAAGAAGGCAUGA